Messenger RNA from Morus notabilis, 1188 nucleotides. RefSeq names its product putative tRNA pseudouridine synthase. Bases 46 to 1188 code for a protein of 380 amino acids. Gene Ontology annotation, cellular component: nucleus. Gene Ontology annotation, biological process: tRNA pseudouridine synthesis; mRNA pseudouridine synthesis. The transcript is spliced from 6 exons. NCBI's taxonomy places the organism in Eukaryota, Viridiplantae, Streptophyta, Magnoliopsida, Rosales, Moraceae. The record is from RefSeq and is a predicted model, not a curated record. Gene Ontology annotation, molecular function: RNA binding; pseudouridine synthase activity.
GUCCCUUGGUAGUUCGUCCACUUCUGCUCCGACCUCGCGCCAGACAUGGCUAUCUCCUCCCUCCGACUCCCGCUCUCGCCCUUUCUCGCAAAGUCUCCAUUCCCAACUCCUACUUUUAGAACUUCUUCAAUCCUGAUAAUACCCCUACGACUGACCCCAAUUUACUUCCGCUGCCUGUCUUCAUCCCAAGACACCACCCCCCACUCGGAGAACAAAUGGGAACCCUUUCGAAAGAAGAAAGUCGUCAUGCGUGUCGGCUACGUCGGAACCGAUUACAGAGGUCUACAAAUGCAACGAGACGAGCAUUCAUUAUCAACUAUUGAGAAGGAAUUGGAAACUGCCAUUUUUAAGGCUGGUGGCAUCCGUGAUAGUAAUUUUGGGGACCUCCAGAAAAUCGCGUGGGCGAGAAGUAGCCGAACUGAUAAAGGAGUUCACUCGUUGGCGACUACAAUAUCGUUGAAAAUGGAAAUCCCCGAAUAUGCAUGGAAGGAUGAUCCUUGUGGGAUUGCUCUUGCAAGUUGCAUUAACGCUUAUCUUCCUCGCAACAUCAAAGUUUUUAGCAUUUUACCUUCACAGAAGAGUUUUGAUCCCAGAAGAGAGUGUAAUCUGCGGAAGUAUUCGUAUCUCCUCCCCGCAGAUGUUGUUGGGAUCAAAAGUAAUUUUACCACAGAUAAAAUUGAUUUUCAUAUCUCGGAUUUCAAUGAGAUAUUGAACACUUUUGAGGGAGAUCAUCCUUUUCAUAAUUAUACAAUGAGAUCGAAGUAUAGGAAGCAGUUUCCUGCAAAGAAAUCAUACAAGAAUGGCUGUGCAUUGAGAAGACAGAGAUCAUCUGAAGAGGAAUCAGAGUUUGAGUCCGGGGCAAGUGAUGGUGAAGAAAAUUUUGAAUUGAAUGGUCUAAGUACCUCAAAUUAUGAGGGACUGGACCAAAAUUUUUCAGCGUCCAAUGUUUCUCAUAAGAAUGUAGUUGAUGGUCACGAGAAGCAUGGAGAUGUCCAAAAUUCCAGUUUACCUGUUCUUGCAAGAUGGCUAUAUGAACCUGAUGAGACCGAUAGAAUAGGUGCUUCGCAUUUUAGAAAGAUUUUUCGUUGUUCUUGUACAAAGCUAGAGAAGUCUCUUGGAUAUAAUUAUGUUGAGAUCUCCAUAUGGGAGGAGUCUUUCAUGCUACAUCAGGUGAUUCUUUUUCCUUAA